Molecule: messenger RNA, 1431 nt
Organism: Metarhizium acridum CQMa 102
Lineage: Eukaryota; Fungi; Ascomycota; Sordariomycetes; Hypocreales; Clavicipitaceae
Cellular component (GO): U5 snRNP
Molecular function (GO): protein binding
Source: RefSeq, a predicted model, not a curated record
AUGUCCUCGAGGCAUUCGGCGGCGCGGCCAAAUCGAGCUGGCGAGGACUUUGCUCGCACCCACCACGGUGAAGCAGGCAGCGACACUAGCAACGCCAAAUUUGACGUCCGAAAUCCGUCAAUACUGGCUCCUGACUCAAGAGAGGAGGACGCUGUCCUGGAUGCAGACGUCAUCGGCGGCCGGCAUGCCACAAAGCGCGGUGCCGUGAAUCUAGACGGCUACGAUAGCGACUCGGACAACGAAACAUUCAAUGCCAAGGCCGCGAGCCGCAAGAAGGGCAAAGUGGAUAUUAAUGAGCAGCUGGAUAACUACGAUGCCGCAGGAUCUGCAGCAGCCUCGGGGGGUAAUGUGAAUGGUGCGGACGACGACGACGACGACGACGACGAGGACAUGUUUGCCAUGGGCGGCGAGGCGGACGCACCCAAGGGGGAGGAUGAAGACGCUGACUUUGACAAGUCUGGAAAGAAGAAGAAGGAUGUCCGGUUUCUCGAUGCCACGCAGAUCAUGGGCCAGGAACACGGCAGCAAGAGUGGUGGCCAUGUGAGGCUCGACGACAACGACAGCGAGGACGACGAGACUGAAGCACAACUGGCAGCCCUAGAGGAGGGCGUAGACGAGGAAGUUGGUGCAGGCGGUCUGAAGCGUAAUGCGCCAAAGGUCGAGGCCUUCAACUUGCAAGCCGAGAUGGAAGAAGGCCAGUUUGACCAGUCUGGCAACUACGUGCGCAAAGCAGCCGACCCAGACGCCGUCCAUGACAACUGGUUAGACGGCGUGAGCAAAAAAGACAUGAAGAAGGCAGCUGCCGCGCAUGAGAAGCGCGAAGCUGAAGCGCGACAGCAGCGCCUUGAAGAAGCCGACGUUCUCGUCUCUGACAUGCUCAGGACCUUGAUCCUGCAAUUGGAACCGUCAGAGUCGCCCCUCGAGGCCCUGGCUCGACUGGGCAGAGGCCAGACCAAAACCAAGAAGAUACCCAAGUGGAAGCUCAAGAAGAUGAACAAGGGCGCAGAAGACAUGGAAGUGGACAACAAGGACUCUGCCCAAGACGCGGAGCAGACGCGAAUCAAGGAAUCCAUCAAUGCCAUCACUGAUGCGGCUGACAAAUUGCUCAGCCGUGACUACGAAGAGGUUUACGACCAGGAUCGCGAGUUGCUCAUACGGGCAUACCGGCGCGAAACCGGCGAAGAUUGGGUCGAACCGGCGUCACGACAUCAAGAUGUCGAGCACGGGGCGACUGUUACUGUCGAGCCACCAAUCCAACAAUGGGAAUUCCGAUGGACAGAUGGCCGUGAUGACGGAGCUAAGCAAGGCCCGUUUGACAAGGCGACCAUGAAGGCGUGGCAGGAUGCCGGGUAUUUUGCACAGGGCAUUGAAUUCCGGAGCGCUGGCAGCGGCGAGGACGAUUGGACGACGGCGGCCACCUUUGCGUCAUGA